Rotaria sordida is the source of this 309-nucleotide messenger RNA. NCBI's taxonomy places the organism in Eukaryota, Metazoa, Rotifera, Eurotatoria, Philodinida, Philodinidae. The record is from the annotation of a GenBank genome assembly.
AUGAACAUUUUCUCUAAACUUGCAGCAAUCGCAAUUGAUAAUAAGGUAAAUUCAUCAACUGUUGAACGUGUACUUAAGAGAUCAGCAUCUAUUGAGCUUGGAAGUGAGGCAAAAAAGACGAUGGUAGAGUAUUCCUCGCAUGAAAAACAAGCCACAAAUAUUGUUUCGAAAGCUACCGAUGAACCUAAGUUCAUUAGUGCACGUAUGAUGAUUGGUAGUACACCUACAAAUGCUGAAACAAUACUUGAAAUAUCAGAUGAAGAAUUAUUAGCAAUGGCUUUAGAAUUUGAGAAGAAACAUCCGCAAUAA